Ochotona curzoniae (black-lipped pika) is the source of this 1294-nucleotide messenger RNA. RefSeq names its product NHL repeat containing E3 ubiquitin protein ligase 1 (gene NHLRC1). Gene Ontology annotation, biological process: protein polyubiquitination; negative regulation of translation; proteasome-mediated ubiquitin-dependent protein catabolic process. The coding region runs from base 1 to 1185 and encodes 394 amino acids. NCBI's taxonomy places the organism in Eukaryota, Metazoa, Chordata, Mammalia, Lagomorpha, Ochotonidae. The record is from RefSeq and is a predicted model, not a curated record. Gene Ontology annotation, molecular function: protein binding; ubiquitin protein ligase activity; translation repressor activity. The transcript has a single exon.
AUGGGGGCCGAGGCCUCGGAGGGCCGGCCGGCGCUGCGGGAGCUGCUGCGCGAGGCCGAGAUCAGCCUGCUCGAAUGCAAGGUGUGCUUUGAGAGGUUCGGCCACCGGCAGCAGCGGCGGCCGCGCAACCUGCCCUGCGGCCACGUGGUCUGCCUGGCCUGCGUGGCCGCCCUGGCGCACCCGAGGACGCUGGCCCUCGAGUGUCCCUUCUGCCGGCGAGCCUGCCGCGGCUGCGACACCAGCGACUGCCUGCCGGUGCUGCACCUGCUGGAGCUGCUGGGCUCCGCACUGCGCCCGUCGCCCGCCGUCCCCCGCGCCGCCGCCGCCGCAGCCUGCGCGCCCGGGGCCCUCACCUGCCAGCACUCCUUCGGCGGCUGGGGCACGCUGGUCAACCCCACGGGGCUGGCGCUGUGCCCCAAGACGGGGCGGGUGGUGGUGGUGCAUGACGGCAAGAGGCGAGUCAAGGUCUUUGACAGCGGGGGAGGGUGCGCCCACCAAUUUGGGGAGAAGGGCGACGCUGCGCAAGACGUCAGGUACCCCCUGGAUGUCACCGUCACCAACGACUGCCACGUGGUGAUCACCGACGCCGGCGACCGCUCCGUCAAGGUGUUCGAUUUUUUCGGCCAGGUCAAGCUCGUGGUCGGAGGUGGCCGCUUCUCGUUGCCCUGGGGGGUGGAGAUCACCCCUCAGAACGGGGUGGUUGUGACCGACGCCGAGGCAGGGGCGCUGCACCUCCUGAAGGUGGACUUUGCGGAAGGCGUCCUCCGUGGCACGCAGAGGCUGCAGGCGGCUCUCUGCAGCCCCCGCGGGGUGGCCGUGUCCUGGCUCACCGGGGCCAUCGCGGUGCUGGAGCAUCCUGCUGGCGGCAGCACCAGGGUCAAAGUGUUCGGCUCCAGGAUGCAGCUCCUCGGACAGGUGGACACCUUCGGGCUGAGCCUCUUCUUCCCCUCCCAAGUAACGGCUUCGGCGGUCACCUUCGAUCACCAGGGGAAUGUGGUCGUGGCUGAGACCUCUGGGGCCGCCAUCCUAUGCCUGGGAAAACCUGAGGAGUUCCCGGUGGUGAAGCCCAUGGUCACUCAGGGGCUUUGCCGUCCUGUGGCCCUGGCCUUCACCAAAGAGAAUUCUCUCCUGGUGCUGGACGCAGCAUCCCAUUCUGUGAAGGUCUACAAGGUUGACUGGGGGUGACAGGGCUUGGGUCCUGGAGCUGACGCUAGGGAUUGCGGGAACCCUGGAGCAGUCACCUCAUCCUCAUCGGUGCAGGCGAGGGAGAUCGCACCUGCUCUGCAGGCUUAGA